Molecule: messenger RNA, 927 nt
Organism: Penicillium expansum
Lineage: Eukaryota; Fungi; Ascomycota; Eurotiomycetes; Eurotiales; Aspergillaceae
Exons: 1
Coding region: 1-927 (308 amino acids)
Source: RefSeq, a predicted model, not a curated record
AUGGACCAAAGACCUUUCGCGGUUUUCCCCAUAUCCCUCCUAAACACAAUAUUCCUCAUUGGAUCUCUCUCCUGGCUGCAACUUCUCUACGCAGUAUCCUACCUCGCACAACCAUUCUGGAACACACGCCGCGAGUUUCCACCAUUCAACAGAGCCAUCAGUCGCACAGAAACAAGGAUCAUCAACACAUUCCUCGGCACUGUCCCACUCUCAGCCUAUAGUUCCGCAACAGCGGAGCGCCAGUGGUACCUUUCAUCAGGCAAUCAUGCCUUGAACCACGCGAACAACACCUGCACAACCUCCCAGCCGAUCCCCAACUCGCUAGCCGUAUCAGCCUGGCCACAGCAGGGAUACCAAGACUCGGAUUCCUCCUCAUCAGAGCAAGAAAGUCCUUCCUCACAGCCAGACACCGAAAAUCCCCAAGUGAGCUCCCCCAUUUACGAAACCGUGCGCAAACUCCGAUCCAGCACACGAGGCAGCAUCUCAAAGAUCGCCAGCUCGGCAAAGUCCAUCUUCCGACAGCCGCUGACAGUUCUCCCACGGAAUCUGGACGGCUCGGCUCCAGACGAGGAACGCGCCGAGCCAGACCUUGUUCCAGUCCCAGUGCGCACUUCGCAGCCUCAUUUUAUCCAUAACGCGGCUUUCCCUGUGCCCAUGUCUGCAUCUACCCGUGUCGCGGAUCACUUUAGUGACCCUGGUCCGUCGAUUGGAAUCAAGGUGCAGCAGCCGGUCUCGUUUGGGGCUACCAUUGAUGCGGCUGUUGAUUCUGAGACGGUGCAGAUGAAUCGUGCGCGCAAGUAUCACUCUGUCGAGAGUUAUCCUGGGAAGUUUCCCGUUAGCGAUGCGUUGGAUUAUAGCUCGCUUGCUACAGCCUAUGCUGUUAGGGGGAGGGGGACUACUUCUGUUCGACCUUUCUCAGACUACUAG